ACUCGUUCCUCUUCUCUUCUCCCUUCGGACGCGAAGAAAAGAAACCCUCGGUCCUUCACAAAGAGAGAAGGGGAGAGAAAAAAAAAUAAAUUCAAAACCUCCCCCCCAAACCCCUCGUCCACCGCCGCCAUGGACAGGGCCCCGCCGCGCGGCGCUCCUCGCGACGCCGUCGGCCAGCGGUGGCUCACCGUCUUCGCCUUCCAGGCCGCGCUCUCGGUCGCCGCCUCCGUAAUCCACCUCGCGGUCUCCCCGAGCCGCCGCCACCCUAACCUCGGGGUACCCCCGGCCUUCCUCCUCGGGCUGCACCUGCCCCUCUCCUGCGCCGCCACGGGGCUCCUCGCGCUCGCCUUCCUCAUCUCCGCCUCGCCCCACCCCGGCCAAUCGCCCGUACCGAAGGUCGCCCUCGCGGCCUCCCUCUUCGCUUCGGCCGGCGCGCUAUGCGUGGCCGCCGCGGCGUCUCUGGUCCCCAAGGACGCCGGAUGGGCUGCCGUCGCUGGGCUGGGAUUCCGCGGCGCUGUGUUGGGCGUGGUGUUCGCCGCUCACUACUUUGGGCGUGGGAGGUGGUUGCUCCAAUUCCCCGUCGUGCAGAGACCUAUGUUCUAUGGAUUAAAGAUGGGGCUUCUACCUUCUAUUAAAAGGGCUCUAAAGAUGUCGCUUCAGGUCUUCUUGCUUUCACUUGUCCUGAUUCUUAUUCUUCCUCGGCAAUUCAGAAUGGGAGGAUCCAUUGGAAGUCAAAUUAUCACCCAAAUCGCUAUUUUUAUAGUGACUACAGGUGUUUCCUUCUGUUGGGAAAUAAGCCAUCAUUUUGUCCAGGUUGUGCAUACAAGACGAUGCAGUUUUACUCCACCUCAGAGCUCUGCUGCUGCAGAGACUAAUCCUACCGAUUAUAUCCUCGAGACAUUGGAACUAAGUAAUCCACGUUCGCUGAUGCAAUAUCUUGCAUUCCAAGAUUUGUGUGCAGUAUCUGAAUGCAACAUUGAACCUUGGCGUCGAGGUGCCUUCUUUGAGGAGUCUGGUGAAACUUACAAAAGAAUUGUGACAGCCUGUUUGAAGCCACUUGAGGACUUCACUUCAAAAAUUGCUGAAGCACUUGAAGGGUUUACUAGUGAAAGGCCAGAACUAUUAUUACAACAGUCUAAGCUCUAUGGUGCAUUUAGUGAUUCACAGAUAUGCUCAUGGUGUGCUCGGACAUUGGCGACAUUAACUGCGCGCUCACGACAAGAGGAUCGCUAUGGAGUUGCUCAACUCACUGGCUGCAAUGCUGCUGUGAUGUCUACUUUGCUGUCUGCUCUAGUUGCGGUUGAAGCAUGUUUAGGGAAGAAAACUAACCCACAACCUGCGCACUCACUGGGUCCAGCAAGCAUUAAGUGGGGUAAUAACUUCUCCACUGCAAGAAAAGGCAAUGUAACUGCCAUCGCAAGCACACAAAGAGGUGGUCUGCACACUAAAGCUCAUUCAAUGGCUGAUGUUUUCCGGACUUCAAUUUAUCAGAUAGUCUCAGCCUUCUUGGAUGACAUGCGGGCAAAUGCAAAAGCUUCGAGUUUGGAGAAGAAUUGGAUCAGUGAAGGAAGAAAACCUAUACAUGGUUCACGUGCUGUGUUGGUUCAGAAGUUGAGCUUGUUUAUUGAAUACCGAGCUGUCUGAACUCUGUGUGAUGUCUCUCAAAUCGACAGUCUGUUGGGAUGAAGGAAUUUUGUUAUUGGCCAAAAUGCUUGUUUCAGUGAAGUUUGGAGCUGCUGACACUACUAUCAUCUCAUUGAGGUCAAGGAAUAUUUGUUUCGGCACUAUGAUCCACUGGCGAAAAAUCAUUUUCCAUUCCCCAUCUUUUGGAGAACAAGAAGGGCCAUGACCUGUUAUUAUUGUGAUUUCUUGCAAAACCAAUCUCACUAUUUUUCAAUUGUUUGAAGCAUUACGCUAGCGAAUGGAAAAUUAAGCUCUCAAUUUUGCAUGGUACUCGAGAGGUGUUAGUAUGUUGCUGUAGUAUGGGGGAAUGCCGAAAUGUUUUGGGCUAUCAGUCCACUUGAUUGGCUUGUCAGAAUGGUCAUACUUGCACUGUAACUUAUUACGCAGUAGUGCUAGUCAAGAUCGAAUGAUUUUCUUUA
Messenger RNA from Triticum aestivum (bread wheat), 2102 nucleotides. RefSeq lists its product as uncharacterized. Gene Ontology annotation, biological process: nuclear pore organization. The transcript has 4 exons. Gene Ontology annotation, molecular function: protein-macromolecule adaptor activity. NCBI's taxonomy places the organism in Eukaryota, Viridiplantae, Streptophyta, Magnoliopsida, Poales, Poaceae. The record is from RefSeq and is a predicted model, not a curated record. The coding region runs from base 130 to 1644 and encodes 504 amino acids. Gene Ontology annotation, cellular component: nuclear pore transmembrane ring.